Gekko japonicus is the source of this 2679-nucleotide messenger RNA. RefSeq names its product family with sequence similarity 189 member A2 (gene ENTREP1). The coding region runs from base 1 to 1791 and encodes 596 amino acids. NCBI's taxonomy places the organism in Eukaryota, Metazoa, Chordata, Lepidosauria, Squamata, Gekkonidae. Gene Ontology annotation, cellular component: membrane. The record is from RefSeq and is a predicted model, not a curated record. The transcript has 12 exons.
AUGACAGUACUAAUGGAUGCUCUGGCACUUAGAAUAGCUAUUGGUGGUUCUAAAGAUGUGGCAGUGAAUGUGAAGAAAAACAAUAAUUGCAAUUAUCCUAGAAACACAAUAAGUAACAGGGCGGCCGCCGCCGCCGCCGCUCAGGACCUCUCGUCGUGGCCGCCUCCUCUCCGGCCCCGCUGGUCCCGUUCCGGCUUGCAGCAGCCGCGGCCUCGCCCAGCCGCUCUCUCCCCUGUGGCCUCCCGCCGGGCCGGGUCGUCUGUCGCUGCGGGCCCGGGGCUGCUGCUGGCCAGACCUCUGCUCUCCCUGGGGCUGCUGCAGCUGAUUCUGGGCUGCUGCAUGGUGGCCCUGAGUUUCGGGGCGCUCUCCCUCAGCGGCUCCCCGGAGGUGAAGAACGCCUGCCCCUUCUGGGCUGGCUCCUCGGUGAUUUUAUCAGGGAUUAUAGGAUUGACAACAUGGAAGAGACCAAUGAUACUUUUGGUUAAUUUAUUUGUUUUGCUUUCUGUUAUCUGCGUUCUCUUGAACCUGGCGGGAUUUAUCCUUGGAUGUCAAGGUGCUCAGUUUGUUUCCAGUGUACCUAGAUGCACUCUGGCUGAUGUGAGUGAAAGUAAGUUUUGUUUCUGCUGUGAAGAAUUUCUGCCAGUAAAAUGCACAGAGAAAGAAAAUGCAUUGAAGCUGUAUCCUCUCCAGUCAUGCAAUGCUGUUCACCUUCUCCUCAAGAAAGUUCUCUUUGCUCUCUGUGCUCUGAAUGCCUUGACCACAACCGUGUGUUUAGUAGCAGCUGCCCUACGUUACCUGCAGAUAUUUGCAACAAGAAGAACCGGCUCUGAAGAAUCCCAAACUUAUGUGGAGGAAGUUGAAGAACAAAGCCACAUUUCUGAUCCUGAGAAUUUUGUGCCACCUGUACCACCUCCGUCAUAUUUUGCUACAUUUUACUCCUGUACUCCUAGGAUGAAUCACAGGAUGCUGGGUUCAGAUGUUAUUCCACUACCUCAUAUUUAUGGAGCCAGAAUUAAAGGAGUUGAGAUUUUCUGCCCCCUCGAUCCCCCACCACCUUAUGAAGCUGUAGUGAACCAGAUCAGUCAUGAGCAGGAAAGCACAUUUCAAGUUACAGAAACAGUUAGUGGUCCAGCAGGACAAAAUGAUACACAAUUACCCCAAGAUGAUGUCCAUUCUAGAGAUACCACUAUACAUCCAAAUUUGAGUUCAGCAUCUGUAAAAACCUGCAAGAGACCCCUCAAGCCUCUUAGAAAACGAUCAAAGAGUGACCCUGUACUGCAUGGCUUUCUAUCCCGAGGUCCAGUGCUAAGCUGUGAAGCUGCCACACAAACAGAAUUAAAGCCAGACCUGGUGACUGUUGUUUUACGAAAGAGUCUGAGAGCAAAGGCUUUGCGCCCAAGGCCUCGAUCUUUGAUAGAUUACAAAUCUUACAUAGACACUAAACUGCUUGUGGCAAAGUUCCUUGAACAGUCUUCCAGCAGCAUGACCCCAGAUGUACAUGAACUAGUAGAAGACAUAAAGUCAGUUUUAAAGUCAGAUGAAGAGCACAUGGAGGAAGCCAUCACCAGUGCCAGCUUCCUUGAACAGGUGAUGACACCUGCUUAUCCCUCUGCAUCAAGGGCACAUACUUUGCCUUUCAGAAGGCACCCAGGACUCCUGCACUUGGAGAGCUGUGGGGAUGUGAGUACUUUCACUGCAGCAGAAUUUCAGCUGAGAAAGUGGAGAACUCCAAGGACAGAGCAUGAACGGCCUCAUAGCCUCAUUGGAGUAGUACGGGAAACAGUGCUCUGAGCUUGAAUAUGUUAUCCUUCCGGUUUGAUGAAAUGGACAGACCAGGAGUAUACUUCAUGAACAUUCAAGUUGAUGGGAGAGCAGUGUGCUUUCUACUUAGUGCUGCUUUUGGAAACAGUACUUGAAACUGCUAAAGGAACUUUAUAAAAACCACUGUGUUUGGCUUUGAAGCAGUUGUCUUAAAACUGCAAUAUUCAAGUGCAAUUUGUAUAUUUGAGAUGCAUUUCUUAUUUUGGGAUAUGGUGAAGAAUCGAGGUUGUGUGCACAUUAAUCUUUGUGGAGGCAAUUAUCUCUUUCCACUUAAAGCAAGUGCUUUAUGCCUCCAUUGUCUGUGGUUCCCCCUUCAGUGAAUACCUACAAAUAUACUUUGGUCUCUUUGGAGGAAUAUAGGAUAGAGUUAACUUAUAUUUCUAAUUUCAUACCAUGAAAAUGGAAAUCCCCUGACAAUAGAGCAGCCUUUAUUUUUCAGUGAAAACUAUGUUUUAGUCUGCUGUUAAAACAGGCAUUGCAGAUACAGUGGAACACAGUAUGUCCUCACAAGUACCUACAAAAUAGUGAAGGAAGCUUAAAAUAAAUUCAGUGUAUUCUUUAGCCAUGAGACAAGCCUGUUCCUUCUUCUGGCUUUGCAACUGAAAUGACAGACACACAUGGUGGAGUACUAAAUGCUGGUUUAGCUAGAGUUGCCUCCAUACCCAACUAUGCAUCAGAUGGGAUUUUUUUUAAUAAGUAGAACUUUUAAGUAGAGAUGGAAACAAACCACAUCUUUGCAGUUCAGUUCAUGGCUGAACCACGGACCCAUGUGAACCAGAAGGUUGGUUCACACGACCCCUGCUUUCUGCUCCCCACGGAAAGCGACAAAGAGCAGAAAGCAAUAGUUUAAACAGCUGU